UACAGAAUAGUGUUCUGAUUAGACAAUGUAAAAAAAGAUUGUACAAUUAAGCCGACAUCACUAUGCAGUGGAAAUGAAUAACAAAAAUGAUUUUUGUACUAUUUUUCUUAUUUCAAAUUUUUCAAGAUGGAACAAGAAUUUGUGGUUGAUAAGCCACUGGUGGUUAGGAUAAGGGGUUUCCUUCCUAUUUGAUUAAGAAAAGUCGUUAUUUGGAUCCAAUUUCAGUUUUCAGUGAUACAAAAUGACGAAAGGUUCUUACAGUGUUGGUGACAAUAACCACCAACCUUCAAGAAGAGAUACUUCUUAUAAAUCAUUUAUUUGUGUCCUUUUAAUUUUUUUGUUUAUUUGUUUGGUAAUUCUAUUAGCUGCUAUUGGUUGGGGAAGUGGGCGUAAUUAUAAUAAUCGGGAAAAAGUUCAUAAAGAAACAUCAAAUCAAGAGGACGAAAGCCAAGCUGAGGUUUUGGAAAGGAAAGGUUUAAAGCAGAACAAUACUUUUGAAAAAAUAAUCGUUGUUGAAACCACGACUCUACUGAAUAAAAUAGCGAAUAUCACUGAAAAAGCUGAAAGCUCGACAAUUGGUCUAAAAGCGACGACUGAGGAUAUUUUGGAAGAAACGACGGUAUAUUUAGUAGGUGUUAACAAAGAAUUCUCAACAAGUGGGACUGUGGAAGAGAAUACAAAAAAAAGUCUUGAACCUGUAACAUCUAGCACAGCUUUGGAAGAAGCUACAACUGAAGAUAUUUUGAAAGAAACGGCUGUAUAUUUAGUAAGUGUUAACAAAGAAUUCUCAACAAGUGGAGCUGUAGAGGAGAAUACGAAAAAAAGUCUUGAACCUGUAACAUCUAGCAUAGCUUCAGAAGAAAUUGAAGUAACGACACAGGAAAUAGUAGUUACAACAGAUUAUAUACAACAAAAACUUAUAACAAACUUGGAAAAGCUGAAUACGACUCAAGUUACAGAAACUGUAACAAGUGGGUACGACCAAAAUUUGGUUGAUGAAAAAUUUGUUAUUACUACAACGGAGUUUUCUGAAACCAAUACUUUGGCACCUGUUGCUACCAAAGCAAUUUCGGAAAAAAAUGUUUCUACUGAAAAUUUGGCUGAAUUGCUUUCAACUUCUACUGACAAAGCAAAUUCAGCCCCAACUUUUCCAACUUCAACCACAGAAGUGUCAGUCAUGGAAUCAGAAGCAAUAACCGAAUCGAUUCCUGAAAAAACGCACUCCGCUUUGACUAGAUCCUCAAACCCAGUCUGUGAAAGUAUUAUUUGCAAAACUACAUCUUCGCGAAUUUUAAGUAUGAUGAACCAUUCGGCCGAUGCUUGCGACGACUUUUACGAAUUUGCUUGUGGCCGAGUGUACGAAGUUGAGGAGGAAUCUGUCGAGUUUUACGAUGCUGAAGUGUUGACGAAUCAAAUGAAUUUGAUUAAAGAUUCGUCUCCCAAAUAUUUGAAGGAUUUCAAACAGUUUUACCAGAGUUGUCUCCAACACGAGGAUGAUUUCAAUUAUCGACCACGGAUGAAUAAACUUGAGUUUUUGCUGAAAGAAGUCGGAGAGUUUCAGUUUGGUGAUGAUUCCAUUGAGGUUGAUUUAACUGAUCUCGUGGCUCAACUCCUUCUACGUCAGUCCAUGCCACUGUUUGACAUCGGAUUAGACGUAGACAAACACACUUCUAAUUUAAUUCUCCAAUUAACACUACCACAGCAAAGCUUUCUUCGCACCGGGACACAAAACUGGUCCGGAUUGUCGCUCCUGAAAAAACAAUGUCUGAAAAAAUUAAACUCAUUAAUACGCGGUUCUCACGUAGAUUUAAACGAAACAUACAAAUUAUACCAAAAAUGUCACCACAAUUACAGAACUUAUCUCAAUUCUAUCGAAUUUUUGAUGCGAGAAUUGAAAGCGUUCCAAAACUUAACAUCCGAAGUUCUUUUCAAGGAAAUAGUAGCCACGAGACAAAAUAUAGAAUUUGAAGUCUUGAACAACCUUGAUUCUUUACCGUCAACAGCGGAUAUUUUACGCCAAUUUAUUCAAAAAAAAUACGAAGUGCGAAAACUAUCAGAUCUGAAAUUCCAUUACCCGAUUUUGGAUUGGAUUAAGCUUUUUCAAACAAUGACUGGGCGUAUAAUCAGCGAAAACACCGUAAUCCAAAUUUAUUUCAGCGAUUAUUUCAAGCAAAUAUUUUCAUCGCUUUCAAAAAUUGACAAGAAGAAAUUAAACAACGCCCUAUUAGCAAUUUAUGCCUACGAUUUGUACAUAAACACAGUCGUACCGAAAGAAAAAUUCACUCGUGAAAAAUUCUGUACGGGCUUGUCGAAACAAUUAUUUCCGGAAAUUUGGUCCCAUUUGGUCCACAAUUCAAUUUCAGUUGAAGAACAAGAAAAGUUAAACAAUCAAGUUGAUAAUAUCUUCGGGGUUUUGAAGAAGAAUUUUUGUAAGAAACUUCUCACCGCUGAAUGGAUUGAUGACGACACAAGGACUUCAGUUGUGACCAAAUGUAAUAAUUUGAAUCUGAUUUUUUUCACUCCAUCUAAUGAAACCACUUUAAUUAAUAAUUACGAAAAUGUGAACGUCACUUCAAAUUUUCAAACGAAUCUAAUCAACAGUCUUAUUCAUUUCAAACAGAGGAUUUAUUCAACACAAGAGACACCAAUUUCGGCUAAAACAUUAUUUUCUUAUUUUGUGGAUCCCCUCGACAGCAAACUUUUAACAUUUUAUUCAAAUUCUUUAAUUGCUGUUCCUUUAGGCUUGAUGCGGAAAGCUCCUGAAAGUCUCCCAAACUAUUUAAUUAUGUCUCGUGUAGGCCUGGCUUUAGCCCGACAAAUAGCCCUGCAUUUUGACCCCACCGGAUUGACAUAUGGAAUUAAAUUAAAAUCGUUUUCGAAAUCGACCUAUUCUGAAUUUGUAGAAACCAUGAAAAAUUUAAUGGACUACUCCAGCCCUAGACUAUUCGACGGAAGAAACAUCAGUUUCAGUCUGAACGGAUUGUUAUCAAUGAAUGAAAGAAUAGUCGAUAACACAGCUUUCCGACUAGUUUUUGAUUCCUUGAAUCUAAAUCCCGAUCAAGACAUUUUGCCCUGGAUUUCGGCACAAUAUUCAAGGGAAAAAGUUUUCUUCAUAGCGACGGCUCAAGAAUUUUGCAAGAAAACGACAAUCUUAGAUUUCAUGUUGCACGUUUUUGAAAAACGGCACUUGCCGGCUGUUCUUCGAGUCGAAAAUAUUAUGGGAAAUUCCGAGGAUUUCGCGAAUAAAUUCACUUGUCCUGAUGGCUCAGGAAUGGAUUUUUAUGUUAAACUGCAAUUUCCUUACUUGAACAAGGUUGAAGAAGAAUACGAGGAUGAAGAAGCAUUGCAACAGAAUAAAUAAUUUGCAAAAAAAAUAUUAUCCAAUUCGUUUUUUAUAAAUAGAUGAUUUAAA
Molecule: messenger RNA, 3412 nt
Organism: Tribolium madens (black flour beetle)
Lineage: Eukaryota; Metazoa; Arthropoda; Insecta; Coleoptera; Tenebrionidae
Product: neprilysin-11-like
Exons: 10
Coding region: 242-3361 (1039 amino acids)
Biological process (GO): protein processing
Cellular component (GO): plasma membrane
Molecular function (GO): metalloendopeptidase activity
Source: RefSeq, a predicted model, not a curated record